UGUGCGCGUGCGCAGUGGAGGAGAGAGGGUCCGGCGAGUAGCAGCCAGCCCCGCCGCGCGUUCUAUUUACGAUUUCCGUACGAAUCCCGAACGGCGAGCGGGCGCUCCGGCACCCCCGAAGUUGCAAAGGACUUAAAAAUGGAUCCCGAAAUGUUUCUCGAUGUCGCCAACCAGGUGGCAAAGCUCAAAAUGUACCCGUACUUCGACAUUGCCCACUGUAUAAUCACCUGCCUAUACCUGCGCGAGGACUUAGGAGCCGGUUCCCAGCUGUUCUCAAGGAAGCACCCAAUGUCCUGCUGGAUAUCGAGCAUGUUUUCCAUUUUUGCUGGCGGGAUCUUGUCAGCGUUUCUGCUGGGUGAGCCCGUCCUGGGAGCCCUCAAGAACAACCAGCAGAUACUGCUUGCUACUGCAGUGUGGUACGCCAUCUUUUACUCGCCCUUUGACCUCGUGUACAAGAUAUGCAAGUUUUUCCCCUGCAAGCUUGUGAUUGCGCUGAUGAAGGAGGUCACGAGGUGCAAGAAAGUUCACGACGGCGUCCUGCAUGCUGCCAAGAUCUAUCCCAACAGCUACCUCAUCAUGAUCAUCAUUGGCGUUGUCAAAGGUAACGGGUCAUCAUUUCUCAAAGUCUUCGAGCGGCUACUCCGCGGCUUCUGGACUCCAGGAGCCAUGGAGAUCAUGCAGCCUAGCUUCGCUACGAAAGCAUGCCUGGUGGCCUCGGUGAUCUUUGUGCUGGACAAGAAGACGGAGUACGUCUCGGCACCACACGCGCUCGUCUACCUGGGCAUCGUGGUGUUCCUGCUUUACUUCAAGCUGUCGGCCAUGCUCCUGGGCAUCCACGACCCGUUCCUGCCCUUUGAGAACCUCUUCUGCGCAGUCUUCCUGGGUGGUGUCUGGGAUGCCUUGGGACGGGCACUCACUUCCAGCCGUGGAGGUGAGGGCAAGACAGAUGCUGCCAAGAAUGGAAAGUCCGAAGCCACCAAAAAGAAGGACUGACGUUGCGGCCCCUCCCAACUCGCUGCACGUCGUGUUCACUGCGAGACGUCACUGCUUCCUCCCUCUUUUUUCCAAUUUCCUCCAGGGACACACCAGCGACAAAACAAGGUUGUGUGUGUGUGUGCAAAUGGGGUCUACCGCCGCACGAGCGAGUUUUCUCCGCUGCCAAGUGCCGGACUCUUGUUGGAGAGAAAGGAGCUGGGGGAGUCUCGUUCUCAAGGAAGAAUUGCAAGAGUGUGUGCCUUGUUUUGUGUUUGUUGGGGUCAUUCUGUUACCAUCCUCUUCUGUGAUUGUUGAACGCCCACCCACCCGGUGAUUUGGACAAAGUUCCCACACAAACUUCCAUUUUAUUUACAACAUUUUUUAAUACCAGACGCAAGUAACAUCUUUGUACCUUAUUUCAAAGCCAGUACCACGCACUUCGUUGUGUCUCUUGCUUCAAGAACUGAAGGGAGUGGUUUUAAGUGUCGCACUAUCGUGUUGCCUACAUUUAUUUUAGCAUUUUUUUACCGAGUGGAGCAUGUUCUAGGCUAGUCUGUUAUAAAGGGCUGUAUACUAUGUCUACUUAACUAGCGUCUGCUCAAAAUAAGCUCUCCUUGAGUGUGAAAAGUUGCACUUCCUGUUUCCUAUUCUGUCUGAGAAUUUUGUUUUACACUUUCUAAACUGCAUUUUACGCACAAUGACGCAUAUGAAAAUGUAUUGUUUUUCAGUCUUGAGAUUCACCUCUGGCAUUCUGGUGACCAUGUGGAGCAGCUACCUGGUGCUUAAUAUAAUGUUAAUAUAACUUUAGUAUCCUGUAGGAAACCCCGUCUUCCUGUACAUUUAUGAAAAUGAGCCAUAUUUAGAAGUAAUAUUUGCAUUACAACUGAAUGUGCAUACAUGUGUGUGUGUAUAUAUAUAUAUAUGAUAUUGCACGUCACAUAUAGGGCACUGUGUAGUAUACACCAUAUAAGGUUCAAGUUAGGUUAACACAUACUGCGUCAGUUUUACAUGGGUAUAUUUCAUAGCUUUUGAGAUAAGCCAUCAGACUGGCAAGUGUGUUUUGGAGCGACGCGACUGAAUUAGAAGACUGAAGGAUUAGCUGAGAAUGUGCCAAAGCUAUACCCCGAAAAGCUCAGACUGUAGCCUUUUGGGCACGACUGGCGAACCAGCCCAUCACGUUGCAGUGGGUCAGUAGUUAAAACAUUCUGCUGCUGCGCAGAUGGUCAUGGGUUCAACUUCCAACCUUAGGCCAAAUUCUAAUGGGGUGGCAUGACAAAAUGCAAGUCAUGCAUUGAGACUUUGGUGCCUGUUGAGGUUACCUGGUAGCCCUUUUAAGGGGGGGGGGGGGAAUCUCUUAUAGUUGAGGCAUAGGUGUACGAGAAGUAAAAGCUCAGUCAGUUAGUGGUUUGCGGGCCACAGUCACGUUUGAUAGGCAGCGACUAGGGAUAGGAUAUGUGCCAGUACAAGAGAAACUGUGUUUGCUGGACACUCUUGUCGCAGUUCCAAAUGAAGCAGACUGCCACUCUGCACGGGGACAAGGGCACCCAUUUAUAAACCAAACACGGCCAUUUCACUGGUUAAAGAAUAUGCACUGCAGAUAUGGUGUCAGAUCUGUCAAAGCUGCCCCUCAGAGCUUGGUUUUCUGCCAGCAUUGUGGUGGCAACAAAAGCCUCUGGGCUUUAAUAAACAGGGCUGCAGUUCUCGGCUUUGCUGCAAAGCGUUCGCAAGCUCGGCUCUGCCCAUUUUUAAGUCCUUUGAAAACGUCAGCGACCACAUGAAGUGCCAAUGCCGAGAUGAACAAAAAAAGAGAGCAGAGCUAUGCGAAAGCUUGUAAUGAGAGUUGCUCACGUAACUGUUCAGCCAUACUAUAAGAAGAUGAAGUUUAUUCACCACUGGGUGGUGUUGUUUUUUUUUUAAUUAUUUAGUCCAUAAACGAGGACUUUGUUUACUGAAUCCUUUACCGUCGGCUCAAUAAUGAAAGUUCACAGAAGAAAUGAUGAUGUCCUAUGGCACAUGUAAUGUUGUAAUCCUCUGUGGCGUGAUUUACAGCAUUGAAUGUCGUACAGAUUAUGUGCGAGGGGUAUAACAAAGUCUGAAAUAGCUGUUUUUUUUUGUCCCCUCGCCACGUAUUGUGUCCUUAUGCUGAUCUGGUCAUUGAGCCUGAAGUGAAUGAGACUAUACACUUGUUCGAACAGUGUUCAUCGAAAUUUCGAAACUUGAAUAGCUGAAGAGCUUAAUGUAUGCAAUGUUAUUUUAUAAUAGGAGAUGAAGUCUGCAGACAUGCACAUUUGUUCAGCGAAACUUCCUUCGUAUUGCAGUGUCUGAUGAAGCACAGUUUGUCAAUUAUAGGGCAGCAUGUGCAAAGCUUCACACACACUGCAUCUUCAGUCCAGAUAUCGGCAUUGCAAUGUGUAAAAAAAAAGUUGUGGUGCACUGUUACAAUUAGCACUUAAAAACCGAGAAUGCCGGUGUUGCUGUUUCAUGUACUAGUGCAGCCAGUGAUUUGAUAGAGCAUCAUUGUAAUGAAACCUGGCAGCAAGGUAGUGGCACUUUCCACUUUUUGUUGUCCGCAACCGUUUAAUUAAACAGAGCAAAAAAUUGUUGUUUUACUCCCGUAGUCCACCUUAGCAUAAAAAGAUUGUGUGCAUCAAAUUUUAGCAGGACACAGCAGGCUUCCAUAAUGAUGACAGUUCGCUUGCACAGUUGUAAGUUGACGCACUGCACACAUGAAAUAGGCUGAAUGCAAAGUGCAGUGCUUAAGAUGUUCCUCUGACAGGGAAAGUGUUGCUAGUCCUUCUUUCUUGCUCCUUGUUAUCCUUAAGAUGUUUAAGACAAGGGACUGUUUUCUUUACAGAUCACUUUUCAGGGUUCUAGGCAUUGAGAAAGCCAAUAAGAGGAAUAAAAUAAGUUGUUCACCUUCCUA
Messenger RNA from Dermacentor albipictus, 3898 nucleotides. RefSeq names its product trimeric intracellular cation channel type 1B.1. The record is from RefSeq and is a predicted model, not a curated record. Gene Ontology annotation, molecular function: identical protein binding; potassium channel activity. Gene Ontology annotation, biological process: potassium ion transmembrane transport. NCBI's taxonomy places the organism in Eukaryota, Metazoa, Arthropoda, Arachnida, Ixodida, Ixodidae. Gene Ontology annotation, cellular component: membrane.